Gaeumannomyces tritici R3-111a-1 is the source of this 1892-nucleotide messenger RNA. Its product is annotated as chitinase 1. The transcript has 2 exons. The coding region runs from base 551 to 1750 and encodes 399 amino acids. Gene Ontology annotation, biological process: carbohydrate metabolic process; chitin catabolic process. The record is from RefSeq and is a predicted model, not a curated record. Gene Ontology annotation, molecular function: chitin binding; chitinase activity. Gene Ontology annotation, cellular component: extracellular region. NCBI's taxonomy places the organism in Eukaryota, Fungi, Ascomycota, Sordariomycetes, Magnaporthales, Magnaporthaceae.
CUUGCCUGAAAUGCAUUGACGCCCUGAUACCAGGCAUUCUUAAGGUUGGACAGAUGGCAAGCGCAAUGAUGGCGUGGCAGCCUACGUACUACUUCCUAUACUUCCCCUAGCCGACCCCAAUUCAAUUGGUUUACGGGGGCAAUAUUCAGCACGCAAUCGACUUUCCUAUUUCCUAUCUACCUCCUAUCCUAACGAUUUUCGAUCUUAUGAAAUCGAGCUGUCUUCAGAUAACGGGCUCAACUGCCUACCCUGUGCACCAACCGACCGCCAUUGACUGUUACAUGUGUGCUCAGUGGCACCAGACAUCGACAGAGGGAGAAAAGCAUUGAUUGGGGUCGUCGAUCUUGGUCGUGGCACUCCCACACGCACCACCAAGACCACGACUGCGCUACCCACCUUGUCUAGAGCGUCCAGAGCACGCAGCCCGGCCGAAAGACGAAGGCUGCCUCCCUCGGUACGGGCACAUCUAGAUAUCAUCUAAAUACCCAUAGCCGGCAUACCGAGCCGUAAGAGGGGAAGAAAGGCGGCGAGCACCCGAUCGCUGCCUACCAUGGCCUACCGGAUCCUCGCGCUGCUCGUUUGCGGCGUCGUGGCCUGCCUGGCUUCUAUCAUCUCCAUCAUGACACACCAGCAACCGCCACGAUGCAUCAUGUACCUCACUGGGCAACACAACGUGGUACCUGACAUGGGCCAGCUUGGCCAUGUGACCCACGUCGCGCUAGCCUUUAUGAGGUCGACUGACUUCAACGAUGACGCGCGCGUCGACUGGCCCAUGUUCACCACGGUCGACACGGCCCGUCGCCAGUUCGUCCCUGGCACCAAGGUCAUGGUGGCCAUCGGCGGCUGGGGCGACACCGAGGGCUUCGCCACGGCCGCCCGUACCGAAGAGUCCCGCCGGCGCUUCGCCACCAACGUGGCCCGCAUGGUCGCCGCCACGGGCGCCGACGGCGUCGACGUCGACUGGGAGUACCCCGGGGGCAACGGGGACGACUACAAGCAGGUGCCCAACUUGGAGAGGGCCUGGGAGGUGGACGCCUACCCCCUCCUCCUGUCCGAGAUCAGAGCCGCCCUGGGCUCGGGCAAGGUCAUGUCGGCCGCCGUGCCGGGCCUGGAGCGCGACAUGAUGGCCUUUACGCGCGAGACGGUCCCCCGAAUCCUCCGACACCUCGAUUUCCUCAACGUCAUGACGUACGACCUGAUGAACCGGCGCGAUAACGCCACCAGGCACCACACCGGGGUGCAGCUGAGCCUGGACUCUAUCGACGCUUACGUCGCCCGCGGCGCGUUGCCGUCCAAGCUCAACCUGGGCUUCGCUUUUUACGUCAAGUACUUCCAGACGGAGCACGACAGGUGCCGCGACGCCGAGACUCCCGUGGGCUGCCCGACCUUGCUCCUCGAGGACCCCAAGACGGGAGCGGACCUCGGCCGCACCGGCGGCUUCUCCUGGCACGACUCGGUCCCUAGCGCGGUCCGCGGCUCCUUCGAGACGGCGUUGGCGAACGGCACGUACGACGAGUCCGAGGGCGGCUACUACUACUGGGACUCGAAGCAGGACCUGUGGUGGACGUUUGACACUCCCGACGCCAUACAGAAAAAGUUCCCCAUUAUUGUGCAGAGGAAGAAUCUCGGAGGCGUGUUUGCCUGGGGUCUGGGCGAGGAUGCUCCGGAAUUCAAACACCUGCAGGCCGUCAACGCAGGACUGAAAAAUCUCUUGAUUGUCAAAGAGUCUCCGGUCAGGCGAGAGCUCUGAAUUCUAGUCACACAGGACGGUAUUUUGUGAUGUGAAUAUUCAGCUGGGCGAUGGAGCAGCCGAGGGCGGAUGAUACAGGUUCAUUCGAACGGUCCUCGAGGGUUGGUUAGAAUAAUAAUAAUCACUUUUCAUUUCAGAGGAA